Molecule: messenger RNA, 2383 nt
Organism: Fukomys damarensis (Damara mole-rat)
Lineage: Eukaryota; Metazoa; Chordata; Mammalia; Rodentia; Bathyergidae
Gene: Espn
Product: espin
Biological process (GO): actin filament bundle assembly
Cellular component (GO): cytoplasm
Molecular function (GO): actin filament binding
Source: RefSeq, a predicted model, not a curated record
CACGACGCCGCGGCCACCGGCCACCUGGCCUGCCUGCAGUGGCUGCUGUCGCAGGGUGGCUGCAGAGUGCAGGACAAAGACAAUUCCGGUGCCACAGCCCUGCACCUGGCUGCUCGCUUCGGCCACCCUGAGGUGGUGAACUGGCUGCUGCGUUAUGCCGAUGCGGAUCCCACAGUGGCCACAGACACAGGUGCCCUGCCCAUCCACUAUGCUGCCGCCAAAGGAGACUUCCCCUCCCUGCGGCUGCUCAUCGGGGACUACCCGCAGGGAGUGAAUACCCAAACCAAGAACGGUGCCACGCCCCUGUACCUGGCGUGCCAAGAGGGCCACCUGGAGGUGACGCAGUACCUGGUGCAGGAGUGCGGCGCGGAUCCGCACGCGCGCGCCCACGACGGCAUGACCCCGCUUCACGCAGACUCUGGAGGUGGAAGGGGAGUGAAUACCCAAACCAAGAACGGUGCCACGCCCCUGUACCUGGCGUGCCAAGAGGGCCACCUGGAGGUGACGCAGUACCUGUGCUGCCAGAUCCUGGUAGUGAACGGCGCGGAGCUGGACGUCCGCGACCGUGACGGGUACACGGCCGCCGACCUGUCCGACUUCAAUGGCCACAGCCACUGCACCCGCUACCUGCGCACCGUGGAGAAUCUGAGCGUGGAGCAUCACGUGCUGUCCCGGGACCCAUCCACUGAGCUGGAGGCCAGGCAGCCCGACUCGGGCAUGUCCUCCCCACACACCACCGUGUCUGUGCAGCGGCCCCACUUUGACCUCAGCUCGCCCACCAGCACCCUCUCCAACUACGACUCCUGCUCCUCCAGCCACUCCAGCCUCAAGGGCCAGCACCCUGCACGUGGGUUUCCAGGUGCAAGGGCUGCAGACAUCCAGAGCUACAUGGACAUGCUGAACCCAGAGCUGGGCCUGCCUCUGAGCAAGAAGGGGAAGCCUGUACCCCCACCCCCACCCCCUCCAGCUCCCAAGCCCCCCUCGGGCCUGCAGGCAGCUGACAUCUACGUGCAGACCAAGAGCAAGCUCCGCCACGUGGAGACUGAGACCUUCAGGAAGGAGGUAGCGAGCCCUGGCCAGAGGGGAGGUGGCCUGGUUCCUGGGUGUGGACAGUGCCCCGGUAUGAGGUGGGCCACUGAGGGCCAGGAGCCGAGGGCUCACCUCUGGGUGCCCCAGGAUGUGGAGAGCUGCCUCAGAGCCCGAGAGGGCCCCACCCAUCCUGACUUGGGAAGAGGUUUUCAGAGGGGCAGCCGGGGUGCUGGGCACUGGGUCCUGGCCCCAACCAUCAACCCUCCUCCCAUGGCAGGCACCAAGUCUUUCAACAUGAUGUCCCCAACGGGUGACAACUCGGAGCUACUGGCUGAGAUCAAGGCAGGCAAGAGCCUGAAGCCAACGCCGCAGAGCAAGGGGCUGACCACAGUGUUCUCGGGCAGCGGGCAGCUGGCCGCCCAGCCCGACUCACCACCACCACCAGUGUCGCUGGCAGCGCCGUCUGGGGCCCGGAGCCCCACCCCCACCUUGCUCAACGGCAGCAUGGCGCCGGCACCGCCCGCCACACCUGCGCCAGGCGUGCAGCUGGAUGUGGAGCCGCUCGUCCCCACACAUGAUGAGCAUGGCCGGCCCAUCCCUGAGUGGAAGCGUCAGGUGAUGGUGCGAAAACUGCAGCUGAAGAUGCAGGAGGAGGAGGAGCAGAAGCGGAAGGAGGAGGAGGAGGAAGCUCGUCUGGCCAGCCUGCCUGCCUGGAGGCGGGACCUCCUUCGGAAGAAGCUGGAAGAGGAAAGGGAGCAGAAGCGAAAAGAGGAGGAGCGACAAAGGCAGGAAGAGAUGCAACGGGAGAAGGAACAGUCGGAGAAGCUGAGGACGCUGGGCUACGACGAGACCAAGCUGGCACCCUGGCAGCGACAGGUCAUCCUGAAGAAGGGGGACAUCCCUAAGUAGAGCCGCCGGCCUCCUGACAGCAGCGUGGCCAGCUGGAGAGGUGUGCUAGGGGGUGUCCCAGACCCUGCCCCGCCUGCCGGCCGGUGUGGAAGGGCUGGGAGCCGCACAGCCCGCCCCUUCCACGCUAGAACCCUCCCUGACCCCCCGCUUGGCCUGCAUCCCCGGCCCGGCCUACGCAGGAGCGCACGUUGUCCAAGCCUCCGCGGAAAAAGUGCCCAAGCUAUUGACGCAAAAAGAUGCUGCUUAUUUGCAUGCGGACUUACAUCCAUUUGCCUGGUCGCUGGACGGCAGGAGCUCGGAGCAGCCCUCGGCCCUGCCCCCUCCGUGGGUGGUGACUGUUUUUCUGCUGGGUGCAGCUCCCUCCCCCGCACCCCGGAACCCUGUCGCUGGCACAUCCUGGGUGGAGGCGGCCCCAAACUCGGGGAAGGGGUUUUCCUCUCUCCCC